Messenger RNA from Xyrauchen texanus (razorback sucker), 3146 nucleotides. RefSeq names its product dihydropyrimidinase-related protein 4-like. Gene Ontology annotation, molecular function: hydrolase activity, acting on carbon-nitrogen (but not peptide) bonds, in cyclic amides. The record is from RefSeq and is a predicted model, not a curated record. NCBI's taxonomy places the organism in Eukaryota, Metazoa, Chordata, Actinopteri, Cypriniformes, Catostomidae. Bases 57 to 2099 code for a protein of 680 amino acids. Gene Ontology annotation, cellular component: cytoplasm; cytosol. The transcript has 14 exons.
AUACUAGUCAAUACAACCCCAUACGACGUUCCCAUUUAUUCUCCAAGAUCAAAGCCAUGGCUGAGAGUAAACUCCUUCCCCAGGAUGAUGACCAAGGUUCCCUGCUCUCCAGACUUGGCACAGAUAGCCCUAAACCAAGGGUGAAGUUCGGAGGCAUGUUCUGUAAUAUCGAAGGGGCUUUUGAGAACAAAACAUUGAAUUUUGAGUCGUACAGUCCCAACUCUGCGAGGAGGAAUCCCAAGGCACGCGUGGAUGACCAGAGAGAUCGUUUCAGCGAUACUUCGAGCGUGAGCGACUUUUCCAGCGCCAGUCAAGCGCCUCUGAGACGAGCAGAGGUACCGCACACCCCGUCCUGCAGAUCAAAGGGUCAGACCGUCGUAUACCCUACCGGACACAACCGUGUGCACAACGGGCGACGAGAGAGUGAUAAGCUCAUCAUCAAAGGUGGGAAAAUUGUAAAUGACGACCAGUCGUUUUAUGCCGACAUUUUUAUUGAAGAUGGGACCAUUAAGCAGAUUGGAGAGAACCUCAUUGUACCUGGAGGUGUAAAGACAGUGGAUGCGUAUGGGCACAUUGUGAUCCCUGGGGGCAUCGAUGUUAACACCUGUCUGCAGGCCCCUCACCUGGGCAUGACCCCAGCAGAUGACUUCUACCAUGGAACGCGUGCUGCUCUGGCUGGAGGAACCACCAUGAUCAUUGACCAUGUCGUGCCUGAACCGGGAUCUAGUUUACUGGCAGCUUAUGAAACGUGGAGGGAUUCGGCAGAUAAGAGGUCGUGCUGUGACUACUCUCUUCACAUUGACAUCACACGUUGGCAUGAUGGUCUAUUUGAGGAACUGGAGACUCUGGUCAAAGAUAAAGGGGUAAACUCCUUCCUCAUCUUCAUGACUUAUAAGGACAAGUAUCAGAGCUCUGAUGCGCAGAUCUAUGAGAUGUUUAGUGCUAUGAGAGACCUGGGGGCCAUAGCACAGGUUCAUGCUGAAAAUGGUGACAUCAUUGAGGAGGAACAGAAGAAGCUUUUGGAUGUGGGAAUCACCGGGCCAGAGGGACACGUACUGAGCCACUCAGAGGAGGUGGAGUCUGAGGCUGUGUAUCGAGCCAUUACGAUUGCAAAACAGGCCAACUGCCCCCUCUACAUCACCAAAGUGAUGAGCAAACCAGCUGCUGAUGUCAUCGCCAAGGCCAGGAAGAAAGGCAUGGUCAUCUACGGGGAACCAAUCGCAGCCAGCCUCGGCACAGAUGGAUCACAUUAUUGGAGCAAAGACUGGGCCAAAGCAGCCGCAUUUGUCAUGUCCCCGCCCCUUAACCCUGACACGAGCACUCCAGAAUACCUCAGUUCACUACUGUCCUGUGGGGAUCUUCAAGUAACAGCCAGUGCCCAUUGCACCUUCUCCACGGCACAGAAAGCUGUCGGAAAGGACAACUUCACUCUCAUUCCAGAGGGCACCAACGGCAUUGAGGAACGGAUGAGCAUCGUCUGGGACAAAGCUGUGGCAACAGGUAAAAUGGACGAGAAUGAUUUUGUUGCAGUAACCAGCACAAACGCUGCAAAAAUCUUCAACCUGUACCCCCGGAAAGGCCGAAUCGCUGUUGGAUCUGAUGCCGACAUCGUCAUCUGGAACACAAAGGAGACGAAAGUCUUCUCUGCCAAAUCUCACAAUCUGACAGUGGAGAUGAAUAUUUUUGAAGGCAUGGAGUGCCGAGGGUUCCCUGUAGUGGUCAUCAGUCAAGGCAAGAUUGUUCUAGAAGAUGGGACACUGAAUGUGACAGACGUUUCAGGGCGUUUCGUCCCAAGAAAAGCCUUUCCUGACUAUGUCUACAAGAGAAUCAAAGCCAGAGGCAGGAUGGCUGAUGCUCGUGGUGUUCCCAGGGGAAAUUAUGAUGGCCCCGUCCAUGAUGUCAUGAGUAUGACCAAAUCUGUACCAGCCACUCCAACCACGUGGGGUCCUGGAAAGAUCCCACUUGGACCAUCCAGAAAUUUGCACCAGUCUGGGUUUACUCUAUCUGGCACUCAAAUGGAUGACCACAUCCCAAGGCGUACGGCACAAAAGAUUGUAGCGCCACCUGGAGGCCGUUCCAAUAUCACAUCCCUCUCAUGAGCUUCAUCCAGCAGAGGAUCCGGGCCAAGCAGCAACAAAUCAGUCUCCUUCAGCUUCCAAUUUAUAGUACCGAAUCAUGCUAAUAUUUACCCUAAUAACUCCAUAUACUCGCCAUGACCACUGCCAACCAAUAAAACUAAAUAUAGCUUUCCAUAAUCUCUGUAUAAUCAACCUGCCUCGUUCUUCUCUGGUCAGACUCACUCAUAAUGUAGCAUGUUCUAUUGAUCAGAGUCACACAGACUGCAUUCUGCUGUAGUGUAGCAUGGAUGGCGUACAGACGGCUAGUGAUCGUUGUGUUUGUGAAGUUGAACUACUGAAUGGAUCUCAUUGUAUUACUGCCUUUAAACCAGUGCUUUCCUCAUGCUGACGUUUAGAUUCUGUAAUCUGUCAUUUCUGCACCACUAGCGUCAUCAGUAGGAAUUGGAGAAAGCUAUCCAUUAGCAUUUCAAACAUAGCAAUUAUACACUUUAUUGCUCUGUCAUUGUUGUGUUUUGAAGGAAAAUCAAGAACUUCCAAAUUAAGGUCUUAGUGCUAAAUUAUUAAGAGAGUAAUUGUUAGGUUUAUCUAUGUUGUCUAUGUCGAAAGAAACAAAAAGGACUGUAGACCAAUGCUUAUAAGUGCAUUCAUAAGUUACAGUUACAGUAAGGUAUCAUUGUGCUAAUAUUAAUCACUUUGCAUUGGAAUGCAUUUAGCCAUUUUUGUAUGUUUCUACAAAAAAUUUUGGUGCUCUCAAUAUGCAGAUUAAAACACAUGUCUAUGUGUUACUGUGAGAAACAGUCUUUUUUGAACCCAGACAAACAUUUGUAAUUCUUUUGAGAUAAGACCUUGUUUAUAUUCCUGUAACGUGUUUAAUUACAAACAGGCUUUUGUAGUCUUAACCGGUAUUUGCUGGGAACCUUCUCCAUAUUAGAUGUCAUGUAAUUUUUGUGAGAUAUUUCAAAGGUCAGGUGAGAGAAAACUGUUCCUUGAUUGUCUUUUCUAACUUGUUCAUUCUGUAAAUAUUAUUAUUAUUAUUUGUGUAUGGUUUGCAUGUCGUCAAUAAUAAAA